Anopheles merus is the source of this 1250-nucleotide messenger RNA. Its product is annotated as trypsin 3A1-like. Gene Ontology annotation, molecular function: serine-type endopeptidase activity. The transcript is spliced from 3 exons. Gene Ontology annotation, biological process: proteolysis. Lineage: Eukaryota; Metazoa; Arthropoda; Insecta; Diptera; Culicidae. The record is from RefSeq and is a predicted model, not a curated record. Bases 152 to 985 code for a protein of 277 amino acids.
UCGAACGAAACACUUGUUUGAUUUACAUUAACAACUGUUACCGACAAACAAUCCACAGUCUACGCUUUACCGUAGCUGGUGCCUUAAAUCCUCUUGUACCAUAAAUACGUGAGAAAAUGUAGAAGUUUGCUGUAAGUGUCGCAAAGUUAAGAUGCAAUCAGUGAUGGUGAUCGUCGGUACAGUGUUUUUGGCAUUGUGCUUUACGAAUGUGCUUGCUAGUGACCGUCUCGUGGUGAACAAAACUAUAGAAAGAAAUGAAAAAUCGAAAAAAAUUACGCACCAGUCCAAGGCUGGUUUAGGGCGCAUUGUUAAUGGAAAGAAUGCAAAUACAGCAUCGUACCCCUAUAUAGUGCGUUUGCGUGUGAAUAGCGCGGGUGUUUGUGGUGCUAGUAUUAUAACUUACACGCAUGUCUUUACUGCUGCUCACUGUCUGUACAAGAAUCAGAACCCUGCCUCGAUCACGUUGUACGGAGGCAGUACGUCGCAGACUACUGGUGGUGUCGUGUUUUUCGCUAGCAAAGUCAUAAUCCAUCCGUACUACAACCCAGAAACACAUAAUUACGACGCGGGGAUAGUACAAAUAAAAACUUCCUUCCAAGGAUACAAAAAUAUUGCUCCCAUUGCUCUCCAAGAUGCGGAAGUUCCUAGUAACACUACAUGCUACGCAGCAGGAUGGGGUUAUAACAACUAUGAUAGAAAAACCUCUCCAGACAAUCUGCAAUAUGCCACUCUGCAAGUAAUUUCACCACAGCAAUGCUCAGCAGCAUGGAGUAGCUAUUCUACACCACAGUUUAUUUGCGCCCAGCAAAACAACAACGGUGAUGUAUGCAACGGUGAUAGUGGAGGACCAUUCGUUUGUAACGACAAGCUAACGGGUGCCACCUCCUAUGGUGGUGUAGCUUGCCGGGGCAAGUUACCUUCUGCGUUUACGAAAGUUUUUGCUUCAGCCAUUCGUGAAUUCAUUCGUAGCAUUGCGGGAAUUUAAGUUAUAGUCUGCUCCCGAGUGACUCGGUUUGUGUAUUCCCAAAGAAUCCGCGUAACUCGAAUAUCAGCGUAAGUUAAGUUUCGCGGUUUCCUACCAAAAUACAAUUGAUAACUCGAUAAUUUUUAUUUAUCGAUAACUCAUUUGAUAUGAUUCGUACCGAACAUUCUGAUAAUUUAGACUUUUAAGUGGAUUAAAUUUUGUUAACAAAAAUGCAAUUUAUAAUGUAUUUGACAGUUCUUGAAGUAAAUUAUAUUGAUUUGACGUU